This is a messenger RNA of Cajanus cajan (pigeon pea), 1400 nucleotides long. RefSeq names its product E3 ubiquitin-protein ligase ATL4. NCBI's taxonomy places the organism in Eukaryota, Viridiplantae, Streptophyta, Magnoliopsida, Fabales, Fabaceae. The record is from RefSeq and is a predicted model, not a curated record. Gene Ontology annotation, biological process: protein ubiquitination.
CCAUUCAUUUUCACACCCUCCCACGUGCCUCUCACGUGCCCCACCCACCCAACAUUAACAACAACACUAAUGCGUUUUCAUGCACACACACAUACACUUCACACUAUCUAAAGCGCCAUUUUCACCCUUUUUGUUUCUCUCUCUCUCUCUAACCAAUGGCUUCUCCGCCACCCUUAACGCUAAACGUCGUCGGAUCAGACACCUUCCCAACCGUUUCCAGUUCGUUAACGCCUCCGUCACCGCGCCGUUCCUCUCCGUUACAGAACCUAAGUCCAAGCAUUCUCAUCAUCGUAACGGUGCUCGCCGUCACCGUCAUCGUCUCCCUCUCGCUCUGCUUCCUCCUCCGCUACCUCAGCCGCCGCUGCCUCCAGCGCUUCUCCUCCUCCUCCGCCGCGCCAUCCGCCGCCGCCACGCCCGUAUUCGCCGCCAGCCGCCGCAUCUCGCCCGAAGUCCCGCACUCCUCCGCCUCCGUCAUCGACUCGCUCCCGCUCUUCACGUUCUCCUCCAUCACGCGCCGCUCCUCCGCCGCCGUCGCCGCCGACUGCGCCGUGUGCCUGUCCAAGUUCCACAACCACGACCUCCUCCGCCUCCUCCCUCUCUGCUGCCACGCCUUCCACGCGCAGUGCAUCGACACGUGGCUCCAGAACAACCUCACGUGUCCGCUCUGCCGCUCCGCCAUCGUCGCCGCCGAUUCGGACCUCGCGAAAAUCCUCCGCCAGCCGUCCUCCACCGCGGGAAGCAGCGACAGCUUCCGCCUCGAGAUAGGCAACAUUAGCCGCCGCGGAACCGAAGGCGCCGCCGCCACUCGCGGCAGUUCCCGGUCGCGGUCCUAUUCCAUUGGAUCGUUCGAGUAUUUAGUCGACGACGAAUCGGAGGUUCCGUUCAGCCACGCUCGGCGGAGGAGCGUGGAUGACGCGAAGGAGUUUCCGGCGGCGGCGGAGAGUCAAAACGAAGCAACUCUCGCUGGCGAGGUCGCCGGCGUUAGAAGCUGGCUUAAGGAUUACAUGGAUAGGUUUUCCGCUUCUAUUUCGUCGCGAACGGCGUCGUUUCGAAGCUCUGGAAGGUUCUUCAGUGGCGCGGGGAGUAGUCGCCGAAGCGACGUCGUUCCGGUCGCUGCCGAGUAUGACUUGGAAGGGAACCGAAUCGGCGAAGAGAUCAGCGAAAUGUUUCGUUGGCUUUCAGGGGUAUGAUUGGUAAAUAAGAUGAACAGUUUAGGAUAAAUAUUAAUUUUGAUUUUCAUUCAUUUUUUUUUUUAAUCAUUUGAAAUAUUCCUCGCUCAUUUGGCUUCACGUUUGAAUAUUUCUCCUUAAUUUGUUUUGGGGCUUUACAAUAAAGUUAAUGUAAACUACAUAUGUGAAUGAUGAAUCCAUGUAGAUACUAAUAUGAUGAGGGUUAUAAGA